AUGGAGCCCAUAUAUUUCAGUCACAAAAUUAAAACCGAUGAUUUACCGCCCAAUAGUGUUAUUGUUUCCGAUGUUGGAAAUGUAUGCGAAAUUCGAUGCGCGAUACGCGAAUAUGCGGAAUGCAAUUCCUGGCAUAGUCAUCCAUUGAAUGCGCCAUCCGUAUUAAAGCACUUGUCACCGGAAGAUCCUCUGCGAGCUGAAUUUCACAACUAUUUCGAAAUGAGAAUGAGCGUUACAGCUGCCAGCCACUAUCACGAAAACAAACUUAUGCUCGAAAGCGAAUCUAACGAUAACGCAUUCAAUGAAGAAUAUUGCUUGGAUAAUGCUCGCAUUAAUCCUACAAAACGAACUGUUCAACAUUGGUUUGAUGUAUGGAGGAAAUCACAAUGGGGCUCGAACGAUGGAUCAACUUUGAAAACGAACUUGGAGAAAGCCAUAACUCAUCAUUCAUCUCAGGGCAUUAAAAUUCAAUACUGUGAAGAGCCCUUCACAUUGGUUCUCAUUUCACCAAUGAUGGCUAGAACGCAUGAAUGUGAAUUUUCAAAACGUAUUCUAUUUAUCGAUUCUACAUCAUGCUGUGACAGUGAAAAUUACUCGAUUACGUUUUUAUUAUCAGCAACGCCGGCAGGAGCAGUUCCUUGUGGUGUUUUGAUCACGAAACAACAGACCAUGGAUGCUUUUACAACAGGCUUUACCCUUUUGAAAAACAUGAUGGCAAGUCUUGGCGGCUCUUUUUUCAAACAAGAGUUCCCAAACGUUAUAAUGACAGAUAACUGUGCGGCUGAAAUUGGCGCGGCUAAAAUUGUUUGGCCUGAGAGUAUUUUACUUCUGUGCAUUUUCCAUGUUCUACAAUAUGUCCUGAGAUGGUUACAAGAUGGUUCACAUGGCAUACCGAAAGAUCGUCAAAGGGACUUCAUUUCAUGUUUCCAAACAAUUUUGUAUUGUACUGACGAAAAUGAGGCGGAAAAUGCGUUUAUUGCUGCGUUAGAAAUUGGCCAUGAGUUUCCACAGUGGCAAGAAUACUUAACUCAUCAAUACUCCAUAAAAGAAAAGUGGUGUUUAGCGUUUCGUAAAAUAUUUUGGAUCGAUGCGUUUAUUGCUGCGUUAGAAAUUGGCCAUGAGUUUCCACAGUGGCAAGAAUACUUAACUCAUCAAUACUCCAUAAAAGAAAAGUGGUGUUUAGCGUUUCGUGUUGGAGUUACGAAUCAUCACACCAACAAUUUCGCUGAAAUUUCUAUAAGGAUAUUUAAAGAAAAUAUUUUGGAUCGAGUAAAAGCUUACAAUCUGAUCGCGCUUCUAGAGUUUCUAGCUACAACCCUGGAUACAUUUUACAAGCGAAAAUUGCGCGAAUUCUAUACUUCAAGAGAUCGUAAAAAUGAUCGAUUCCUGCACGUAGUUCUGAAAAGAGCCGAAGGAAUUACACCUGUUAAAAUCGACGAAUUUACUUUCCAUGUGGCAAGUCAAACUGUGCCAGGGACUACGUACACUGUUGAUAGUCGAAGCGGGCUGUGUACUUGUAAAGGUGGUCAAGUUGGUAAAUUCUGUAAGCAUUCAGCAGCUGUUUAUAAUCAUUUCGACGUGGGAUUUAAUCAUAUGCCAUCAGUUACUAUGGAAUGUCGUCGCGAAGUAGCAUAUGUUGCUAUUGGUUCAAAAAUAGACACUCUACCGAAAGAGUAUUUCUUGCCACUUCAUGUGAAUGAGCUUACAGAAAAGGAGAGAGCUUUGAUACGUUCUUCAUUGCCGGAAAGUGAAAGUACAGAAAGCAAUUCUGUUGAAACUAGUGUACUGGUACCACCACCUCAAUCAAUGAACAAUAUCAAUGAAGUUGAUACCAACGAUAAUCGCGAUGUUUUAGCCUCUGAAUCCGAAGCUCAAUCUACCAGUACAUUUUCAGAUUUUCUAAACUUGUUGCAAAAAUUAGAUGAUAAGUUUGGUUCGUCCAAAGAGGGUAUUCGUAAGGCAAUCGCUCGAGCAGGAAAAUGUACAUCGCCUGGACAAUGGGAAACUGCUCUUCAUACAUUCGGUAAAAACAUUCCGCUACGCCGAGCAAUUGGGGCUAAAAUUAAAGUUCAGCCAACUGGUAUACAACGAAGAAGAGGGAAAAUGUCUGCUCGGAAGUCUGAAAAAAAGCAUCGAAUCUCCACACGAAUGUAUGCCUAAUUUUUUAAAGCAUUCAACAUUAUUUUCUUGACUUAACUUUAUACCAAAAUGUUAUAUUUUAUUUGUUGAUUUUGAUCACGUUCGUAAUUAUUUAGUUUAUAUGUAGUAAUUAAUUUGAGUCAUUAUUUUAUGAAAUUUCGUACCUAAGUGAAUGAAGUUACUAUAAUGAGAGCAAAACCAAAAGCUACCAAAAGCAUUAUAACUAUAAAAUAUUUCAUUUUGUUGAUUAAUCUAAGCCACUAAGGCAUUUAUUCGAUAAGUUUUUUUGUUUUUGUACCUUUUGCGUAAUAAAAUAUGGUCGUUUGAUCGUAAAUUGUCUUGUCUGUGUAUUGAAAGUUAGAUGCAGGUUCGAUAGAAAUUGCAAACUUUUAAAAUUUUUUCGAAGUUGAAAAAUGAUAACGAUGAUAAGGAUAAGGAGUUUG
This is a messenger RNA of Planococcus citri (citrus mealybug), 2582 nucleotides long. RefSeq lists its product as uncharacterized. Bases 1 to 2160 code for a protein of 719 amino acids. The transcript is spliced from 4 exons. Lineage: Eukaryota; Metazoa; Arthropoda; Insecta; Hemiptera; Pseudococcidae. The record is from RefSeq and is a predicted model, not a curated record. Gene Ontology annotation, molecular function: zinc ion binding.